This is a messenger RNA of Saccharomyces mikatae IFO 1815, 1779 nucleotides long. It is a transcript of the gene VHT1, whose product is annotated as Vht1p. Gene Ontology annotation, molecular function: transmembrane transporter activity. Bases 1 to 1779 code for a protein of 592 amino acids. The transcript has a single exon. Gene Ontology annotation, cellular component: membrane. Lineage: Eukaryota; Fungi; Ascomycota; Saccharomycetes; Saccharomycetales; Saccharomycetaceae. Gene Ontology annotation, biological process: transmembrane transport. The record is from RefSeq and is a predicted model, not a curated record.
AUGACUCUUUCGAGUAAAUCAUGGAGGAGUUACUUCCCUCAUUUGAGAAGGCUGCCUGAAGAAGAUGAAUGUUUGUACUCAGAAGAUACUAAUUCCAGUGCUACAACUGAAGAGGAACUACAUCACAGCGUAGAUAAGCUAUCAAAGGCCGACAUUACGGCAGAAACUACUUCUGUAGAAACUCAUCCACAUAAUUUAAGGCAUGAUUUGCCAUACGAGGUGAGAGAUGAAGCUGGACGUAAAUGGUGGAAAUACUUCGAUGAAUUCGAGUAUCGUGUUAAUAAAGAGUUCAAAAAAUCACGUAAGUGGUACGAGUUUUUGUACCCUAAUCAUACCACUCAAACAAAGGCAGAAAGAAAACUUCUUUAUAAACUAGACAUUGUUAUUGCCUUGUACUUUUUUAUGUUAUGUUGGUCUAAAUCAGUGGAUUCGAAUAACUACACCAACGCAUAUGUUUCCAACAUGAAGGAAGAUUUGGGCAUGAAGGGUAAUGAUUUCGUUUACACUUCCACUAUUGCUAGUGUGGGUGCCAUUGUCUUCCAGUUACCCUUUAUGUACUUGUUGCCAAGAUUUCCUUCUCAUAUUAUUUUGCCCAUAAUGGAUUUGGGCUGGACUUGGUUUACCUUUGCGUGUUACAGGGCAAACUCGUUAGCCGAAUUGAGAGCUUACAGAUUCAUAUUGAGUGCGUUUGGUGCCGCUUACUAUCCAGUGUCCCAAUAUAUUUUGGGUUGCUGGUAUGCUCCCGACGAAAUAAAUUCAAGGGUCUGUUUGUUUUUUUGUGGGCAACAACUGGGUUCUGUGACUUCAGGUCUUUUACAGAGUAGAAUAUUCAAAAGUUUGAACGGUGUUCAUGGUCUGGCAGGCUGGAGGUGGAUGUUUUUGAUCGAUGCCAUUGCAAUUUCUCUCCCAACAGCUAUUAUUGGGUUUUUUGUUAUUCCCGGCGUGCCAUCUAAAUGCUAUUCCUUAUUCUUGACUGAUGAAGAAAUAAGAAUUGCAAGAGCAAGAAAUAAGAGGAACCAAAUCAAGGAUGGUGUCGAUAAAAGUAAACUAGCUCCACUCUGGAGCGGAAAGCUGUGGAAGAAAGUGUUUUGUACACCAGCAUUUUGGGUACUUGUCGUUUUCGAUACGUGCUCGUGGAACAAUAUGACGGCCUAUAGUGGCUCAUAUACUUUGUGGUUGAAGUCUAAUCCCAAAUACUCUAUUGCUCAAGUAAACAAUCUGAGUGUUAUACCUGCAUGUUUAGGAUUUGCAUACGUCAUUUUUUGCGCGUUUGGUGCCGAUUUAUUUAGGUGCAAGUGGAUAUUUAUGGUCUUUGCUGCUAUAAUGAAUACUAUUUCUUGUGCCCUACUUAUCAAAUGGGAUAUUUCCUCUAGUGCUAAAUGGUAUGCCUUCUUCACCACGUAUUUCAGUGUGGCUGCUUCUCCAUGUCUAUGGUCAUUUAUUAAUGAUUUCUUGAGAUUUGAUCCCCAGGUAAAAGCUAUUACAUGGAUCGCCAUUUACUCGUUCUCUCAGUCCACUUACGCCUGGAUUCCUACCCUGGCAUGGCCUACCGUGGAGUCGCCACGCUUUAAAACUGGUUACACUGUAAGCUUGAUUUUUGGUGCCAUCUACGGUUUAUGGACGUUUGUUGUGUUAUUUUUUUACAAGAGAAACGAAAAGAAGCAUGCUUUAGGCAAUGGUAUCAUUUUAUAUGAUAGUGCUAAGGGCGAAGAACUCCCUGAAUUUGUAAGAAAUGACAUGGAAGAAAAGGAUGGUUACUAUUACUUGAAACGGUCCUAA